This is a messenger RNA of Coccinella septempunctata (seven-spotted ladybird), 1392 nucleotides long. RefSeq lists its product as uncharacterized. Bases 1 to 1392 code for a protein of 463 amino acids. NCBI's taxonomy places the organism in Eukaryota, Metazoa, Arthropoda, Insecta, Coleoptera, Coccinellidae. The record is from RefSeq and is a predicted model, not a curated record. The transcript has a single exon.
AUGUCGUUGGGGUUGGAGAAAUAUGCAGUUGUGGAAGUCAAGAGAGGAAAGCUGGUUAGACAACAAAACAUCAAACUGGGAGAUGGUCGGGAAAUAAGAAGUUUAGGAGUUGAGGACAGCUACAAAUACUUGGGCAUCCAACAAACUUAUGAAAUACGUCAGCAAGAAAAUAAACGUGAAACCGAAAGUGAACUCCUCAGAAGAACGCGGAAAAUACUCGGGACACAGCUGUCGGCAAAGAACAUUAUAACGGCAAUCAACAUGUGGGCCGUACCAGCGUUCACUUAUACCGCUGGUGUGCUGUCAUGGUCAAAAACAGAUUUACAAAGAAUUGACCAAAAGAUUAGAACAACACUCACCAAACAUGGCUUGCUCCACCCUAAUUCAGCCGUGGAAAGAAUAUACCUACCUCGAAAAACGGGCGGACGUGGAUUGAGCAGUCUUGAAGAUACCUGUCAGAGAGAAGAGAGGAACAUUAUAGACUAUUUUCGCAAGAGAAAUAACCCUGUACACCAAUGGGUGGCUACUUACCAGCAAACAUCCAAUAGAGCAGGAACAUCGCCACCGGUAGAACCUGAAAUGGAAAAUAGGUUAGAAAGGCUAAAACAGAGCUGGCAGUCUAAAUCACUUCAUGGCAGAUUCUAUGCCAGCCUGCAACAGGAAGAAGUGGACAGAACAAAAUCACAUACUUACCUCAUGCAAGGCUAUUUAUACCCACAAACCGGAGGAACAUUAAUGGCGAUUCAAGACCAGGUAGUGCCAACUAGAGUGUACGCGAAACACAUAAUGAAAUUGCAGGUUGAAACAACUAAAUGCCGCCUCUGCAACAUUGCUGAAGAAACAAUUCAGCAUCUCUCUUCAGGAUGCUCACAAAUAGCUGGUACAAAAUACCUGGCCCGGCAUAACGAUAUGGGGAAGGUAGUGCACCAACUUAUAUGUCUCCGAGAAGAACUACUACCGCACUUCACCCCUCACCACUUGUAUAGCCCACAGGCGGUACUAGAGAAUGACCAAACGAAGAUCUACUGGGAUCUGACCGUGGUGACUGACAGGGGUGCGGAACACAACAGGCCAGACAUGUUGGUGUGGAAUAAGACCAAGAAAACCGCACAUAUCAUCGAUUUUUCGGUGCCCCUGGAUAACAACUUGUCGAAGGCAUAUGGGGAGAAGAUCACCAAAUAUAACGUUCUCGCUCGUCAGAUCAGAGACAUGUGGAAGUUGAAGUCGGUCACAAUACUUCCCUUGAUCAUAAGCGCCAAUGGGCUGGUCCACCGAAAAAGUUCCGCACAUAUAGAAGAACUUAACCUGCCUCCAAACACCAUAGCAUGGAUGCAGAAGGCCGUAAUACUGGGAACGGUUGGCAUAAUCCGACAGGUUAUAUAUCCUUAUUAG